AUGCGGUACUUUUUAAGAAUAUUCUGUGAACAUCCAAUUGCUUGUGAGUUAUUUCACACGUCGAAAGACGAAAUCAAAACAAUUGAUCCUUGGUCACUAAACAAAACUGAUUUUCGCUACGGUACAUUGAAGAUGUACAAUAUGGACUUUCCUAAUGUUCGUGCAUCUAAAUGCACGGAAACGUCGCUAGGCCACGGUAUCGUUCAUUUGUACCGGGAUUCUAGCGAGAUGUCUGCAGAAUUCGAUGUUCCGGGUCUUGUCGUAGCAAUCCUUGCCAUUCCAUCCUACAUGUCCCCUUCCGAUAUCCUUGGCUUUCUUGGUUCUGACGUAUGUGAAACAACCAGUCAUAUAAGAUUACUGCAAACAAGCGCACAAAAUCGUCUGCUGGCGCUUCUGAAAUUCCGUUCGAAGGAAGACGCUGUGCGGUUUCGUGAAGAAUUUAACGGGAAACAAUUCUCGCAAUUGGAACCCGAGACAUGCCAUGUAAUUUACGUGGAUGCGGUUGAAGUGAUUGAACAAAAAACGACGUCUGAUGAAAACCGUGUUGUCUCAAAGAAACCCGUUGCUCCUCCUACCCCGUCGCUUUCCGAGUUACCGACAUGUGUUGUGUGUCUCGAACGCAUGGAUUCUUCAAUCACGGGCUUGCUCACCAUAGCUUGUCAACACACAUUCCAUUGUCCAUGUCUCCGAAAAUGGGGAAAUUCAUCGUGUCCCGUGUGUCGGUAUACUCAAAAGCCUAAUCAUAAAGAGCAUACAAGCAGCUGUAACGCCUGUGGCUGUCGUGAUAAUUUGUGGAUGUGUCUUAUUUGCGGCAACAUUGGAUGUGGUCGUUAUCAUGAUGCACAUGCAAAGCAACAUUUUGUGGAGUCCUCACAUUGCUAUGCAAUGGAGCUGGAAAGUCAAAGGGUAUGGGAUUACAUUGGUGACAACUACGUUCACCGGCUUUUACAAUCAGAUACAGAUGGAAAAUUGGUAGAGCUUUCUACGAAAGCUACAGAAGAGAACGAGGAAAAUAUUGGCAGCUCUUCACGCCAAAAAGAAAUGAAAAAAAUGAGUUUAGAAUAUACUCAUAUUUUGACUUCGCAAUUGGAAUCUCAGAGGGAGUAUUACGAAGCACGUUUAAAAAGUCUGGCGGAUAAAUAUACAGAUCUUCAAAACAAAAGUACAAAACAGGAAGAAAUCGCACAGGGCAAACAGACGAAUCAGUUACAGGAACAGUUGGCGAAAGCUGAUAGCGCUAUAUCAAAAAGGGACUCAAAAUUGAAAAAGCUAACUGAAGAAAAUACGGAAUUGCGACAUGAACUGGAAACGGAAAAAGUUAUGAGUGAAAACCUCUUCUUAAAAGUUAAGAUUUUAGAAGAAAAUCUAGAGGAACGCAAUGGAAAAAUAUCUGCCUUAGAGGAUCAAAUGACGGACUUGUCGGAACAACUUCGAGAUGUUAUGUUCACGCUUUCUGCAUCACAGACACUGUCGAAUGAGGAAGAAGACGUAAAGAACGGCACCAUUGUUAUACCGAGCAGCCCUUCCAAAGACAAAAAGAAGAAAAAUCGUCGUUCAAGAAGGAGCUGA
Schizosaccharomyces japonicus yFS275 is the source of this 1569-nucleotide messenger RNA. Its product is annotated as ubiquitin-protein ligase E3. Gene Ontology annotation, biological process: response to ethanol. Bases 1 to 1569 code for a protein of 522 amino acids. The record is from RefSeq and is a predicted model, not a curated record. The transcript has a single exon. Gene Ontology annotation, molecular function: ubiquitin binding; zinc ion binding. Lineage: Eukaryota; Fungi; Ascomycota; Schizosaccharomycetes; Schizosaccharomycetales; Schizosaccharomycetaceae.